AUGUUGCCUCAGAAGCCACGUGGCUAUGAGUCCUUGAGAGCUUCAUUGAUAGAACGACAAAAAUUAGAGAGGAAGCGAGAGGAAGCGAGAGAGCGGAUGCGAAGAAGACGUCAGGAAAUCAAGACACUUGAUGCAGCAACACAGUCGGCAUUGAAGGACGCGGCCCAUGCAUCUCAGGCAAAGUACCGUCAGAAGCAUCGAUACAUACUAGGGGUUAAAGAGGCCGACAGAAGGCUAACUGCAUAUAUGCAGGGUUGGGAGAAUAACCUUGACAACAUGCCCGAAUACAAGCACCGCAUUGGACAUCUUAAACAACCCGAUGAUUAUUCUUUAGAAGAUAUUCAGCACCGAGAACAGGAACAUAACACUAUAUUGAGUACCCAGAAUCAAUAG
Molecule: messenger RNA, 393 nt
Organism: Desarmillaria tabescens
Lineage: Eukaryota; Fungi; Basidiomycota; Agaricomycetes; Agaricales; Physalacriaceae
Exons: 4
Coding region: 1-393 (130 amino acids)
Source: RefSeq, a predicted model, not a curated record